AUGCAGCCAUCCUCCUCCGACCAGCAACCAUCAAACAACAACAACAGCAACAGCAACAGCAACACCAACUCAUCAACACCUGCUACCACCAAGUCGACUCUUAAUAGCAUUACUCAAGAGGCGAUUCAAAACGUUGCUAAAUAUCUUCCAGGAGGAGAUACUAAGAGAGCGGAACAAGAGAUUGUCAAGGAUCGAAAGUUUUGGAAUAACCAACCUGUACCUAAGAUUUAUGAAAAAGUUGAACAACUCGGAGAAAUUGAAACUAAGACUGUAGAUCAAGUUCAAGCCACUCCCUAUACUCUUCCAAAAGGUUAUGAAUGGUACGAUUUAGAUGUCAAUUCCGAAGAAGAUAUUUCCAAACUCUAUUCUCUAUUGGAGGGUAAUUACGUUGAAGAUGAUGAUGCCAUGUUUCGUUUUGCAUAUACAAAAGAGUUUCUCAGAUGGGCACUUGCUCCUCCUGGAUAUAGAAAAGAUUGGCAUUGUGUCGUGAGAGUGGAAUCAUCCAAAACAUUUGUUGGAUUCAUUGCUGCCAUUCCCAUGUUGAUUGGAUUGAGACAUGAAUUUAAAAAUGAGAGUUCAAACUCGACGUCGUUGGAAACUACGAGUGUUUCCAUGGAAACAACGACGAAUAGUGAUGCUGAAAAAUUUGAAAAAAGCGUUAAAAUGGUUGAAAUUAACUUUUUAUGUGUACACAAGAAAUUAAGAGAAAAGAGAUUGGCACCUCUCCUGAUUGGUGAAAUUACUAGACGAGUGAAUUUAACCAAUGUAUGGCAAGCCAUUUACACUGCUGGUGUGAUUAUUCCACGUCCUAUCAGUAAGGCAAGAUAUUAUCAUCGUAGUUUGAAUCCAGAAAAAUUGAUUGAUAUCAAAUUUAGUUCCAUUCCACCUUUUGCAAAGAGUUUCCAAAAUCCAUUAGAAGUCACUAAAAAGUAUUACAAGAUGAAUGUUAAAGAAAGAUUACCAACAAUGCGUCCAUUACGUAAGAAAGAUUGUACUCAAGUAACCAAAUUAUUGAAUGACUAUUUAAGUCAUUUCAAAGUAGCACCAUUCUUUACAAAAGAAGAAGUUACUCAUUGGUUCGUUGGAAGAGAAAAUGUCAUUUACUCAUUUGUCAUUACUGCUCCUGACAAUGAUGAUAAGAUUCUUGAUUUUAUUUCCUUCUAUUCUCUUCCAAGUACAAUUAUUGGUAAUCCAAAACAUCAAGUGUUGAAGGCAGCGUAUUUAUUCUUCUAUACUUGUUUGAACACCAAUGUUGAAUCUCUCAUGAAGAGUGCACUCAUUGAAGCUCAAAAUAGAGAUUUUGAUGUCUUUAAUUGUGUGAAUAUUAUGGACAAUCAACAAUUCUUAGACAAGUUGAAAUUUGGUACUGGAGAUGGAUAUUUAUAUUAUUAUUUAUUUAAUUACAAAUUCCCAGAUUUACAACCUGAACAAGUUGGUUUGACCAUGCUUUAA
Naegleria lovaniensis is the source of this 1452-nucleotide messenger RNA. RefSeq lists its product as uncharacterized. Gene Ontology annotation, molecular function: glycylpeptide N-tetradecanoyltransferase activity. Gene Ontology annotation, biological process: N-terminal peptidyl-glycine N-myristoylation. The transcript has 2 exons. Lineage: Eukaryota; Heterolobosea; Eutetramitea; Acrasida; Naegleriidae. The coding region runs from base 1 to 1452 and encodes 483 amino acids. The record is from RefSeq and is a predicted model, not a curated record. Gene Ontology annotation, cellular component: cytoplasm.